AUGAUGCUGCAACAACACCUCAAACUUGUACCCUUAACUCUCUUCAUCUUGUGGAGCCUUGAGGGUGGUGCCCUAGGAGACCCUCAAACUCGUCUGCUCAACAAGGGGUGUAGCCAAUACAACGCCUCGGAUUUGACCAACUUCAACCAGAAUCUAAACGCAACUCUGGACGACCUCAGGGUUCAAGUUAGCAACCAAAGCAAGCACUUUGCCACGGCUCAAGCAGCCAGAGGACAGAACCCUGUCUAUGGCAUGUUUCAAUGUAGGAACUACCUCUCUACCAGUGACUGCGCCGCCUGCUUCUCCGUCGCCGCCUUCCAAAUUCGCAACUGCUCCGCCGGAGCCAACGGUGCCCGUGUCAUCUACGAUGGUUGCUUCCUUAGGUAUGAGAGCAGUGGCUUCUUUGACCAGACCACUCUGCCUGGCAACAGUAUGACUUGUGGAAAUCAGACAGCAGUUGGAGCCACUGAUUUUAACACAACUGCACUGCAAGUGCUAAUGGAUCUGCAAAUUGCAACCCCCAAAAUCGCCGGUUUCUUUGCAGCUACCAAGACACAACUGGCUGGUGGUGCAAUCUAUGCCAUUGCACAGUGUGCUGAAACUGUCUCAGAGAGUGGUUGUCUGGAUUGCCUCACAGUUGGAUACAACAACCUACGGAUUUGUUUACCCAAUACAGAGGGCAGAGCAUUUGAUGCUGGAUGUUUUAUGAGAUACUCAGACACAGCCUUUUUUGCUGAUAACCAGACCAUUGAUAUCACACCCUUCUUGCAACAAGGCGGCUCAAGCAAGAAGGGAGCAAUCAUUGGUGGGGUUGUUGGAGGUGUAGGUCUUGUUGUGAUCCUCCUUGCCCUAUAUGUCUUGUUUAAACGGUACAAGAAGCCCAAGGAGGUUCGAAGAGGUAACAUAUUGGGAGCAACUGAAUUGAAAGGUCCAGUUUCCUACAGGUAUAAGGAUUUGAAGACUGCAACAGAAAAUUUUAGUGAUGAAAAUAAACUGGGAGAAGGAGGUUUUGGAAAUGUAUACAAGGGAACUUUGAAAAAUGGGAAAAUAGUUGCGGUCAAGAAAUUAUUUCUAGGCCAAUCCGGUAAGAUGGAUGAACAAUUUGAAAGUGAAGUUAAGCUUAUAAGCAAUGUUCACCACAAGAAUCUUGUUCGACUCCUUGGAUGUUGCAGUAAAGGCCAAGAGAGAAUCCUUGUUUAUGAAUACAUGGCAAAUAAAAGCCUGGAUAGAUUCUUAUUUGGUGAACAAAAGGGUUCUCUCAACUGGAAUCAAAGAUAUGUUAUAAUUUUAGGAACAGCAAAGGGUUUGGCCUAUCUACAUGAGGAUUUCCACGUUUGCAUCAUACAUAGGGAUAUAAAGACUAGCAAUAUCCUCUUGGAUGAUGAGAUGCAACCAAGAAUUGCUGAUUUUGGAUUGGCAAGACUUCUACCAGAGGACCAAUCUCAUCUCAGCACGAGAUUUGCAGGAACAUUGGGAUACACAGCACCUGAGUAUGCAAUCCAUGGUCAGUUAUCAGAGAAGGCUGAUGCAUACAGCUUUGGUGUUGUAGUCCUAGAAAUCAUAAGUGGCCAAAAGAAUAGUGAAUUGAGGGAAGAUGCUAAUGGUGAAUUCCUCCUUCGAAGGGCAUGGAGGCUAUAUGAGGAAGACUUGCAUUUGGAGUUGCUUGACAAGACCUUGAACCCUGAAGAAUAUGAGGUAGAAGAAGUGAAGAAAAUCAUAGAGAUUGCUUUGCUUUGCACUCAAGCAUCAGCUGGUGCAAGACCAACAAUGUCUGAAAUAGUAGCCUUACUCAAAAGCAAGAACUCAAUUGGGCAAAUUAGGCCUUCUAUGCCUGUAUUUGUUGAAUCUAACUUGAGGACUCGGGCAACUGAAACCUCUACCUCAACUGGUUCCUCUACAUCUAAGGCUACUUUUCGAGCUAAAGAAGGAAACAAUGUGGAAAAAGGAGGGGAUUUUUCUUCCACAAUCUUGAAAGAGACAAAUCUACUGAACAAGGGGUGCAGCGCAUACAACGCAUCCAACUUGCCUAGCUUCUUUGCCAAUAUCAAUGAAACGUUUGCAAGCCUGAGAGCACAAAUCAGCAGUGAUCAGACCAAGCACUUUGCCAUAGAAGAUAAAGCCAGGGGAGAGGUGCUAACAUAUGCUAUGUUUCGAUGCAGAAACUAUCUCUCUAAUAGUGAAUGUCUUACUUGUUUCAACACUGCCACCUCCCAAAUUCGCAACUGCUCCGCUGCUAAUGGCGCCAGAAUCAUAUACGACUCCUGCUUCCUCAGGUUCUAUGAUGAAACCAAUGAGCCUGGCGGUGGUGUGUCAUGUGGGAACACGAGUUCAAUUGUCACUGGUUUUAGAGUUGGUGUACAACAAGUGUUAAUGGAGCUUCAGAAAGCAACACCAAAAAUUGGACGUUUUUAUGCAGCUACUAAGACACCGGUUGUUGGUGGUAGUGCAAUUUAUGCCGUUUCACAGUGUGUUGAAACUACCACAAAGGCUACGUGUCUGAAGUGUAUGCAAGAGGUUCAAGAGCAAGAAGUGGGGACUGCAUCAAACAAACGCAUCUUUCCAACCCUUAUCAAAAAUAUGGUGCAACUCAAGCUCCUAGACCUAACCUUGUUGGUUUUGUGGUCAUGGUGGAGCUUAGAGAGUACAAUAGGAGACCCUCAAUUAUUUUUCCUCAAAUCGGAUUGCAGCGGAUUCAUUGCACCCAACUUGGCAAACUUCAACCAAAAUCUAAACGCGAGUUUGGAUGAUCUGACAGCACAGGUUAGCAACCAAAGCAAGCACUUUGCAACGGCUAAAUCAACCACCGGAGCAGAUCCUGUCUAUGCCAUGUUUCAAUGCAGGAACUACCUCUCUAUCACGGACUGCGCCACCUGCCUUGCCACCGCCACCGCCAAAAUCCGCAACUGCUCCGCCGGAGUCAACGGUGCCCGUGUUAUUUAUGAUGGCUGCUUCCUCAGGUACACCUCCAUCCAUUUACUAUUUGAUCAACCAUCUAUUUCUUACCAUUCAGAAUUGAAUUUUCUGCAUUCUUGGUGGAGGGCUAAAGUAUUGGAAUUUAGGGUUGAGAGGGAGCAUUGGAAUUUUGGCUCUGUUAGUGGCGGUGCUAAUGGAGCAACGAGUUUUCUGAAUUCUGCAUCUCGUUCUCCUAGCUGUCCGGUUCGAUCCGGUUCAACCAGUCCGAUUGAACCGUUCGGUCCGAUCCAGUUAAAUAAUCCAGUCUGGUUUGCGAUCGGUUUGAUUGAACCGUUGUGCAAGAUCAGUCUGGUUGAACUCUGGUCCUGUUUGAUUGAAUCGACUAGGUACGAGAGCAAUGACUUCUUUGACCAGAUCAUGCCUCGCAGCAGCAUACUUUGUGGAAAUCAGACUGCAAAUGAAAGCACAGCUUUUAGUGCAGCUGGACAGCAAGUGCUAAUGGAUCUACAAACAGCAACACCAAAAAUCACCGGCUUCUAUGCUGCUACCAAGACACAAGUGGUUGGUGGUGCAAUCUAUGCCUUUGCACAAUGUGCAGAAACUAUCUCACAAAGUAAUUGUUUGGAUUGCUUGUCGGUUGAACGUAGCAGCAUACAGGGUUGUCUUCCCUAUACAAAUGCUAGAGCUUUUGAUGCUGGUUGCUUCAUGAGAUACUCGGAGUCACCUUUCUUUGCUGAUAACCAAACCAUUGAUAUCAGUCCCUUUUUGAAACAAGGCGGAAGUUCAAGCAAGAAGUGGGUCAUUAUUGGUGUUGUUGUUGGGGGUGCAGCCCUUGUUGUGAUCCUUCUUUUAUUAUUCUCAUGGUGUAGGAGACCCCAAAGUCCUAAGAGAGUUGCUAGAGGUAACAUAUUGGAAGCGACCGAGUUGAAAGGUCCAAAGAAAUACAAGUAUAGUGACUUGAAAGCUGCAACAAGAAAUUUCAGUGAGAAAAAUAAAGUAGGAGAAGGAGGCUUUGGCGCUGUAUAUAAGGGGACUAUGAAAAAUGGAAAAGUUAUUGCAGUCAAAAUAUUAAUUUCAGGAAAAUCCAGCAAGAUAAAUGACGAUUUUGAAACUGAAGUUACACUUAUAAGUAAUGUUCAUCACAGAAAUCUGGUUCGGCUUCUUGGUUGUUGCAGUAAAGACCAAGACAGAAUACUUGUUUAUGAAUUCAUGGCAAACAGCAGCCUUGACAAUUUCUUAUUUGGUAAAAGAAAAGGUUUUCUCAACUGGAAACAACGCUAUGAUAUAAUUUUGGGCACGGCAAGAGGAUUGACCUAUCUACAUGAGGAAUUUCAUGUUACCAUCAUACAUAGAGAUAUUAAGAGUGGCAAUAUCCUCUUGGAUGAAGAACUGCAGCCCAAAAUUUCUGAUUUUGGUUUGGUGAAGCUCCUACCUGGGGACCAAUCUCAUCUUAGCACAAGAUUUGCAGGGACAAUGGGAUACACAGCACCUGAGUAUGCACUCAAUGGUCAAUUAUCAGAAAAGGCUGAUAUAUACAGCUACGGAAUUGUGGUCCUAGAAAUCAUAAGUGGUCAAAAGAGUACUGAUGUCAAGUGUGUGGAUGAUGAUGCUGAAGAUGAAUACCUUCUUCGACGAGCAUGGAAAUUGUAUGAGAGAGGCAUGCAAUUGGAGUUGGUGGACAAAAGCUUAAACCCUAAUGACUAUGAUGCAGAAGAAGUGAAGAAAGUCAUAGACAUUGCUUUGUUAUGCACUCAACCAUCGUCUGCAACGAGGCCAGCCAUGUCUGAAGUAGUAGCUCUACUCAGCAGUAAUGACUUACUUGAGCACAUGAGACCUACAAUGCCUAUCUUUAUUGAGUCCAAGAUAAGACCCCACAGAGAUAUCUUUGCCUCGACUGGUUCCUCUACAUCUAAUGGCACUGCCUCCAAUUCUAUUGUACCUGCUCAAUGA
Sphenostylis stenocarpa is the source of this 4863-nucleotide messenger RNA. The record is from the annotation of a GenBank genome assembly. Lineage: Eukaryota; Viridiplantae; Streptophyta; Magnoliopsida; Fabales; Fabaceae.